Molecule: messenger RNA, 1452 nt
Organism: Medicago truncatula (barrel medic)
Lineage: Eukaryota; Viridiplantae; Streptophyta; Magnoliopsida; Fabales; Fabaceae
Product: TMV resistance protein N
Exons: 2
Coding region: 185-958 (257 amino acids)
Biological process (GO): signal transduction
Source: RefSeq, a predicted model, not a curated record
AUUUUAAACUCCGUUGAUUCUCAAUUCUCUUUGCUUAAAUUUCUACAUAUUUUAAUGAGCAAAGAAGUUGCAUAGAUCAACCAUCGAUCUAUAUAAAAAGGGAAGUUCUCAAGUGUAUAAGGUACAAGAGAGGAGAAACUUCCAUAUAUCCAAACAAGUCAUAAUCUAGCUAUAGCAAUUGUAAAUGGCAAAAUCAUCCUCCUCCUCCUCUACCAAACCUAAACAAACACACGAGGUAUUCCUUAGCUUCAGAGGCGAGGAUACUCGUAAAACAUUCACAAGCCAUCUCAAUAGUGCAUUAAGAAGGUUAGAUAUCAAGAGUUACAUAGAUGACAAUUUAGAAAGAAGGGAUGAAAUAUCACAAGCGCUUCUCAAGGCGAUCGAUGAAGCAAAACUUUCUGUAAUUGUUUUUUCGAAAAACUAUGCAACUUCAAAAUGCUGUUUGGAUGAAGUUGUGAAGAUACUCGAGUGUAGAAAAAACAAAGCGCAAAUUAUACUUCCAGUUUUUUAUGAAGUUGAUCCUUUCCAUGUUCGACACCAAUUAGGAAGUUAUGCCGAGGCAUUUGUUAAGCAUGAGCAGCGUUUUGCAAGUACAAUGAAUAUUGUGCAAAAAUGGAGGGAUGCUUUGGGAGAAGCAGCCAACCAUUCAGGGUGGGAUUGCUCCAUCAACAGAACAGAAGCUGAACUUGUUGAGGAAAUUGCGAUGGAUGUGCUGCAAAAGUUGAAUAGUGUUUAUGUUGGUGACUUGGAUCAUCAAAUUAUUAAAUUAGAGAAACUUGCACAACUUCAGCUUCAAUAUUAUAAAAGCAUAGAUACUUACGAAAAUCAAGUAAGUCAUGAGGCAACGGUUCAACGCAUAACAGAACUUAAGAUGAAGAGAAGCGUCCGCAUGCUUCGUUUGACACGUGAGAUGCUUUCAUACAUGGAAGAUUCAGAAGCUUAUGAAAAACUAUUUUAGUUGCAUUAUAAAUGUGGUUCUUCUUUUACAUAUUGAUCAAUGUAUGUGUUAAAAAACUUUUUUUGUUUUAUUGAAAGAAUGUGUUACAAAACUUUGAUCAGCACAAAGUUAAGAGCACAAUGUGUCUAACUGUGAGUUUAGUAAAACUAAGGUAAUUCAGAACUGUCUGAGAACAAAUUCAGUGUCAAUGAAAGAUUCUCAACAUAGAGUUUAGAAAGAAAUUCAUGUUCUCAAUCUAUCAAACUACAAGUACCAAAGUUACCCGCAUCGUGAAGACAAUGUUUACAACAAUUCUGAGACAUGUUGGUGCUUGUAGAAAGAAAAUAUACUGCACAACGACAAUGGAGGUGCUAAGUAUAGCUCUCCAUUUUGUAAGGUCAAAUUGACACAGACACGAACACCUGACACGAUACUACAUGUUGACAUUGGUAAUAAUUUGAGAAAAUGAAUUAAUUGAAUGUGAUCACCAAUGUCAAUAUUGUUUCAGUGUUGCA